Molecule: messenger RNA, 1962 nt
Organism: Oryzias latipes (Japanese medaka)
Lineage: Eukaryota; Metazoa; Chordata; Actinopteri; Beloniformes; Adrianichthyidae
Product: TNF superfamily member 10
Biological process (GO): immune response
Cellular component (GO): membrane
Molecular function (GO): tumor necrosis factor receptor binding
Source: RefSeq, a predicted model, not a curated record
CCUCCUGCUCCUGAGAGGUUCGGCCAUGGUUCUGUCCGUCCAGGCUCUGGGGCUCGUCGUCCUCGCCGCUAUCCUCCUGCAGACCAUCGCAGUCGCCGUCAGCUUCAUGUACUUCAGCAGAGUCCUCAACACGAUGCAGGAGAACUUCUCCCAGAGCAGCGUGUCCUGCCUGAUCAACGUCAAGCUGCCGUCAGAGGUGGUUGAUUCUGCUGCUGAGGACAAAAACAGUGACCCGUGCUGGCAGGUCACUCAACAGCUCCACUACCUCAUAGAGAAGAAAAUUGCUGACAGUUUCCAGAAGGAGAUUUCCAGCGCUGUGUCAAAUAAGCUAACAGGUGUUCUGCCCGUCCUGCACCCGGGGAUCCCAGGCGUCCCUCUUCCUAAAGUCGGCGCACAUGUGACCGGCGUUGCCUCGUCACUCAAGCCACCAAUAGAAGAAAGCUCCAGGAGUACGACGGGGUACUUCGGCGAGCGCAUCAGAGCGUGGGAGGGCCAGAGGGGCCUGUCCUUUCUGCAGAACAUGGAGCUGAGGGGGGGCGAGCUGCUGGUGCCCAGAGCCGGGCUCUACUACAUUUACGCCCAGACGUACUUCAGACUGGCCUCCACAGGCGACCCCGAAACGGAGGAGGGAGCAGAGCUGGUGCAGUACAUCUACAAAAAGAUGAGUUCCUACAUGGGGCCCAUCUUACUGAUGAAAUCUUCUAGGAGUGCCUGCUGGCCCCAAGGUCAGGAGCCUGGCCUCUUCUCCUUACAUCAAGCUGGCACCGCCUUCCUGCAGCCGGCCGACCGCCUCUUCAUCACCGUCAGCAACGCCAGCGCCGUGGAGAUGGACGGCAGGGCCAGCUACUUCGGAGCUUUCCUGGUGAGCUAAAGCCGAGCCGGAGCUGGAACUGAAGCCAGGAUCAGGCGGAGCCAAAGGUCAGCAGCUGUCUGGAGCUACAGUACAGGAUCCUGAAGGCCGUUUUCAGACUGGGCGGAGCUACAGCUUUAGCCGGCUCAAAUGAGCGAGACGGAGCCUUUUACUUACUGGAAACCAGUACGGAUCUGUGGUCGCGGCUCGGCCGCACUUCUUGCUACUGAACUGGAAGCGAGCGUGGAUUUUGGAGGCACUUCCUGGAAGGGAAGAGGUGUGACAGUGGGGCUACACGAGACUAAAAGGGUGUUUUUCAAAGAGACACUGCCCACGUCAGGCACUUUAUUCCUGUUCACUUUGGUUGGAUUUCUUUUUCCUGGUGAAAAUACUUUAAACUUUUGAGAUGUUUUUCUGAAUCAGAGCACAUUUCUGUUAGAGACCCACUCCCAUGAAAAUAGUGUUUUUUUAACACAUUUUUCUUACGAUGGAAAAUAUACAUUUUAGCUUAAAAUUUCCUUAUUGAGUAUUUCUUUUUUCAAACUGCUAUAAUUGAGGAGCAGACGAAAAAAUGCCGAUUGAAAAAGAGCAUCUGUGUGAUGUCGAAAAUACGCUGGAGGCCAUGAACAGAAAUCUCUCAGCAAAGGCGAGGGGAAGGAGGGCGGGGUUGCUCUGCACCAGCGGUCCCGCCCACAACUUGGAGGAGAAUUUCUAAUGAACUCCUGCUGCUCUGCAGAAGCUACGUCCUGGAAAACAAGGCGGGUCCUUUGGUUUUGGCUAAAACGGCAUCCUCACCGGGAACGCUUUGCCAACAGAUGAAAAGAGGAUUAGUGGGUCUUUAAAGCCUGACUUCAAAUGUUUUACAGCAGUUUAUGUUCUUGACAAACCCUGUAAAGUUUGGAAAAACUUUCCACCCAACCAAAUCAGAAAGACACAAAGCUGAAAAAGUAAAAAACUAUCUUUUAAUUCAUGUUGUAUGACAUGUCUUUGUAAUAUGGCAGUGGAUGUCUCAUCGUUAAUCAGCACUCCUCAAACCUUUUGUCUCUGACAGAAACCCUGAAAGAGUCAGGGUUCAAUUAAUGCCCAAAAUAAAAUAUUGAAGCUUUCACACA